UUUGAUAUUUACCGUCCUUGUCUUGUCACUUGUCUAACGUUUUUUAUACAAGAGGGGAUUGAUUUGUGAUUUGUUCUUUGUUUUGAUAUUGAUAAAUUAAUUAAUUAACGGAUAUCAUGAUCUUGAUAAGUUUUUUAAUUUUAAUCAGAAUAACCUUUGUGGCAACCUAAGAUGUCUGCAAGGGCAAUCGUAAUAUUUGUUUUUACAAUAUUUGCAACAAAUGCUAUAUGUGCUGAUAACUCAUUCAAGCAAAAUCCUUGGCAGAAUGUGAACAAUUCCAGUUAUAAUUAUAACACUCAGGACAAAAAUUUUGUCACGCCAUGGCCAGCACUGGGUGGUCGGAGAAACCAACAGAACAAUUUGCAAAGUACUAGGGCUCCUCAGUGGGUUCGUCCAAAUAAUGGACCGAAUUGGGUGAGAAAUACUUCGCCAACUAACUCUCAGGGAAGUAACCAAAACAAUAAUGUACCAGUUCAAAAUUUUAGACCAGCUUCACAAAAUUCUAAUUCGUAUAACCAAGAAAGAUAUUAUGUGAGGGAACCAAAUGUGAAUUAUCCAAGGUUUGAUAGUAGUGCAAAUAGGGCAAACCAAAAUACGUAUAAUCGGGGAGGUAGUUAUGCAAGACCUGCUGGAGUAAAUACUGUUGUUUCUUCAGGGUCUUUUCUAACUGGUUCAGAUGAUGCUAGAGGAUCUAACCAAGGAUCUAGUGCUAAUUCUAACGUAGAAGUUGAUGAUAAUGAAUUGCGUCAAUUCUCAGAAGAUUUGUUGAAUAAAGAUACUGUUAAUAAUGCUGCUCAGUAUGUUACUAUUAAUUGGCAAGGACUUACUACUUCAAGAUCUACUAGAGAUGAAGCUCCUUUACCCCUUUUGUCUGUAAGUCCCGCAGCGUAUUCCUUGACUACAAUCUCAAAACUCUUACCGUUAUAUGAUAACUACAUUUUGGAAGCAAACAAAAAUGAAGUUACUUCACAGCAAGAGAAAAACGAAGAGGGAGAUCUUUUGAACGCCAUAGUUCAAACUCCUGUGAUGCAAUAUACAAGGAAUUUUCUCAUGAGUAAAGGAAAAAUAGGAAGAGAUGUUCAAGAAUUUAAAGACCUCUUGAAUCUUAUCUGGUUUAAUAUGUAUUCAAGGCAAGGAGGAAAGCUUGGCUCAAGCGCGUUUGAACAUGUCUUUUUGGCAGAGAUAAAAAACAACCAAGUGUCUGGAUUACAUAACUGGGUGUACUUCAACGAAGAAGAGAACAAGAAUCAUGCUAAUUAUUUGGGUUAUAUGAAGAAAAUCGAUUUGGGUGGUAAAGGGUAUAUAGUUAAAUUCCACUUUACUCUCAAUGGUGUAGACAAACCAGUAAACUCCAUGUUUAUUGGUACCAGCCCUGAACUGGAAAUGGCGUUAUAUUCUACCUGUUUUCUUCUGAGACCUGAUAGAGUGUGCCCUCUAAAGUUGAAUGGCAAUCGUUUUAUCAUAAGGACUUACACAUUCAGAUACCGAGGAAAGAAUUUGAUUGGAAGUGCGUUCCCAGAGAUUUAAUUUCUUGUUGCAUUUUUAAAUAUUUUUUAUUAAUAAAGAAUAAAAUUGUAUCUGAGUAAA
Diabrotica virgifera virgifera (western corn rootworm) is the source of this 1587-nucleotide messenger RNA. RefSeq names its product endoribonuclease CG2145. The record is from RefSeq and is a predicted model, not a curated record. Lineage: Eukaryota; Metazoa; Arthropoda; Insecta; Coleoptera; Chrysomelidae. The transcript is spliced from 5 exons. Bases 172 to 1527 code for a protein of 451 amino acids. Gene Ontology annotation, molecular function: RNA endonuclease activity.